Molecule: messenger RNA, 6006 nt
Organism: Acipenser ruthenus (sterlet)
Lineage: Eukaryota; Metazoa; Chordata; Actinopteri; Acipenseriformes; Acipenseridae
Product: synaptopodin-2
Exons: 4
Coding region: 93-3485 (1130 amino acids)
Biological process (GO): positive regulation of actin filament bundle assembly
Cellular component (GO): actin cytoskeleton; Z disc; nucleus
Molecular function (GO): actin binding
Source: RefSeq, a predicted model, not a curated record
CUCUGCGGUUGUAGUAGUAGUUUAUUGCGUUCAAGUCCAAGCAACUUCAUGAAACGCCUCUUGAUUGGUAAACACUGCUGAAAUCCGCCAGAAUGGGCACUGGGGAUUAUAUCUGUAUAACAGUGCGUGGAGGAGCGCCAUGGGGGUUCAAGGUGCAAGGUGGCAAGGACACAAUUCAACCUUUACAGGUUUCAGAGAUUGAAGAAGGAGGCAGGGCUUGCAUUGCUGGUCUGUGCAAAGGAGACGAGGUGGUGUCAAUAAAUGGAGAGCCCUGUUCAGACUUCUCACACUCUGAAGCCACAUCUAUCAUUGAAAGCCUGGCUGACAGUCUGCAAUUGCUUGUGAAACGGUCUUCUUCUGGAUUACAUGAGCUCUCCGAUCCUGGCUCUGAGAAGGCAUACUUUGGUGAAACUAGUGCCUGUGUGGGCCUUGAGAGCACGACUCUGCAGAUCUGGCCAUCCGGCAAGGCCCCCACUCCGAGAGAGCUUUACAUCUCUGAGUCUCAAGAUGAAGCCUACUAUGGAGAAACAGAGAGUGACACAGACCUGUCAGGGGGCACCAGGAACCCCAAAUUUCAUGGAACAGAUAGGGGAUACCCAAGAGAGAGGUGCAGCCUAGAAACUCCUAGCAGAGGCAGACCGAAGGGAGAAUUCUACCCAGGAGCAGUAGUGGAGCUCCAGUUGUCCCUCUCCGAUCACAGACAGAGAGACCACCAGGCAGCUGCUGUCAGUGUUACGAGGGGUGAAAAAAGCAGCGCUUCAUGGGGAAAUCAAGAAGAGGAGGCCAACCAAGACCUUGAAGCAGCCGACUCAGAGAGUAACAGACAGGAACCCGUCCGCACCAUUGAGACCCAGUCCAUCCGGCUGUCUCGGGUCAAAAGGCAGGUGCUUGGAGUAGACGAAUUGGUGAGCUCCUCAUCCUCGCUUGGCCGAGUGGAGGUGACCCUAGAGUGCCCCGUCCGGGGCCAGCAGCAGCAGCAGGAGGAGGAGGUAUUGGUCUGCAGGUCUGAGUCUGGUCUGAGUGGGUGUGAUUCUCAAGUGGAAGGAGGGCACACUGAAGCACCUCCUGCUUCUGUCUCCUUUGGAUUUUCAUCAGAGGGUGAAGAGCAGGGAGGAGAAGAGAGGGAUUCAGACUCAGGGAAAGAUCACAGCAAACCUAACAAGCACCGGGCAAGGCACUCCAGGCUCAGGCGCAGUGAGAGCCUGUCAGAGAAGCAGGUGAAGGAGGCCAAAUCUAAAUGUAAGCGCAUUGCCUUGCUGCUGACUGCAGCUCCGAAUUCCAGCAACAAGGGGGUGUUGAUGUUCAAGAAGCACCAGCAGAGGGCCAAGAAGUAUACACUUGUCAGCUACGGCACCGGAGAGAGUGAGCCAGAGGAGGGUGAGGAAGGCUACGACAAAGCCAUUGAGGUCACUUUACUGGCCACCAGUGAAUCAGAGCUUGACGAGGAUUUUUUCACAGAUACCAACGGCCGAGCCCGCAUUGUGACUUUUGAUUGGGAUACAGGAUUGCUGGAAAUAGAGAAGAAACUUAACGACGAGGAAGAGAUGCAACGUCUACCUGAGACCAAGGGCAAAGGGGCCCUGAUGUUCGCCAAGAGGAGGCAGAUGGUGGACCAGAUCACGGCUGAACAGGAAGAGAUGCGAAGAAUGGGGAUACCAGUGGAGGACCACAGGGAUGCUGAUACACAACAGAGUUCAGAGGUCACCCAAAGCACUUCUUACCAGAUGCAAGAGAGCUCUUACUCACAGUCCUCAAUACAAACCAAAAGCGACAUGAGCCAGGGUUACAUUGAUGUCAAUCAGCAGAUGAAGCUGCAGCAACAGCAGCUGAAUCAUGGCCACCCUCCUGGAGGGCCCAAUGUAAAUGGAGUCAGUGGGAGGUCUGAGAUGGUUCAUCACAGUUCUGCUUACCAGACAACUGAAUACCAGAAGUCUAAUGUUAUCAACAGAACAGCCAGGCCAUUCACCGGCGUGCAGAACAGAGUGCCAGCACCGUUUUCACCUACUAGAAGUGUGACCAGCCCAGUGUCAGAUCACCCUGCCCCACACUACUCUUCUCUUAGCUCUCAAACAGAGAACAAGUACAAGGUCGUAAUACCUCCUGUGCCUGUCAAUACUCACUCGCACGUGUGGUCACCAACAGGUUCUGGGGAGCAGAUUGCAUCCCGAGAUGAACGGAUCUCAGUUCCAGCAAUCAGGUCCGGGAUUUUGCAGGAGACACGAAAAAGGAACACUACAAAGCCCAUGUUUACCUUCAUAGAGCCACCCAAGGUGUCACCUAACCCUGAGCUCCUGUUCCUUCUUAACAAAGGGGACAAGCGGGCCCCAUUGGCAGGCUUUGAGUCAGGCCCAGAGGAAGACUACCUCAGUCUAGGUGCUGAGGCUUGCAAUUUUCAGCAGUCCUCCACCGUCAAGCAAAAGACGCCUCCUCCUGUAGCUCCCAAGCCAUCUAUCAACCCAGCAUCGCCCCCUUGGUCUCCUCAACCAGAUGUAUCCAACCAAGCUCCAUCCUUUCCUAUCCAAAAUGCAGUACCUGCUCCUGCUCCUGCUCCUGCUCCUGCUUCUGCUUCUGCUUCUAUUCAAGUCCUGCCACCACAGCAACCAGUCAAUAUGUGGAGCCAGCCUCAAACCACUGUGAAGACUGUGGUGGCUCCUCACACUCCCCAGUCAGUGCCCUUGGCUCAUUCAUAUUCCUCUAAAACACCACCAACCACUCUAGUUGGUAAUGUCGCUCCAACUGGUGGAGUGGGCCAAGCCUAUGAGAUGCCAGCCUUGAAGGGUAGAGGUGCAGAGCUGUUUGCAAAGAGGCAGUCUCGUAUGGAGAAGUUUGUGGUCGACUCCUCAACCGUGCAGGCCAACAAACCUAGAUCCCAAUCACCAACCCCAUCCCUACCUUGCUCAUGGAAAUACUCACCCAACAUCAGAGCCCCUCCUCCGUUGUCCUACAACCCCAUCCAUUCUCCCGCCUACCCCCCAGGGGCAAUCAAGAACCAGCCCCAGUCUGGCCCUACAGGGAAGACCAAAACCAAAGGGAAAAAACCCACCAAAGUCCUCCAUGCUUUGGAUGUCAUGAAACACCAACCUUAUCAGCUCAACUCCUCUCUCUUCACCUAUGGCCCACCCACUGAUGCCAAAGCCCCUCUGCCCAAAGCUGCCCCUGCCUCUUCAAAACAGCCCAUCAUGUACGAACCCCUGCCCCCUGUGAAGUCAGCUGGACAGAUGAACGCUGCGUAUUCCGCCCCACACCAACAGCCCCAGGUGUGCAGAGGACCAUCCUAUGGGUUAUCUCCAUUGUCGCCAGCUGUGCAAGAUGGUUCCUUCCAGCUUCCUGCUAACGCCUAUGCAACGCCAAGCUAUCCGCUGUAUACCAAACAAGAGUCGUCAUCAUUAGGGGCUGCUAUGCUUAGGGCUCCCAGGCCCAAGUUCUCAGCCAAGAAAUCUGGAGUAGCAGCCCAGGUGUGGAAACCAGCAGUUGUGGAUGAGUAAUUGGUUUUGCUGAAAGGCAAUUUCCGCUAUGCUUGAAAGAUCAGGGGAUAAAGUGGCUGCAGCAGCACAGUACACCUUAUGGUGGAGAGUCAUGGUAGAGUUGACUACAGGCCUGGAGUACUGAGGGUGCAUUAAUGUUUUAGAUAAAUAGUUUCCUUAAAUUAUCGUAAAGCCCUCAAUACAUGUGAGAUAUAAUUCUACAGUAAAAGAAUACCAUUUUAGCAUUCAUUUUAUUUCGUAAUCAGCAAAAAAUAUUUAUAUUCAAUCAGACCAUUUGACAGUAAAAACAGGUCAUCGGCUUCAACUUUUUGAUGGCAUUUACUAUAGAAUGACCUGUAAAUGUAUGUUUGACUGGCAGCUCACUAUAUGCUAAUGUUGAUCUAAAAAAUGUGAUUACAAAACAUAUACCGUAUUCCUUGGAAUUUAAGAUGCACGUUUUAAACUAAUUUUUUCUUCUCAAAACUGGCCUGUGUCUUAAAUUUGAGUACAGUAUAGUGAUGUGUGUAUUAAAAUCGCCAUCAAAAGAUGUGACAGCCUGAGUACACAAAGAGCAACAUGACUGACUGGCAGUUGAAGGGUUCCGUAGUAAUUAUUCUGUUUAGUGGACGCUCCUCGAUGUAAACAAAGCAAGCUUUCGCUCAGCGCCCGCCUGUGUUGCUAUGGCCAUGGUGCAGAUGCUGCGUUCUUAAACAGGCGGGCACGCCCCCCAGCCAAUCAGGACCUCCCGAUCAGCUCAGCUCCGUGCAAGCCUUCCUGUUUACCACAGUAGCAGCGCAGCUGAACCAGUGACAGGGUCCUCCCUAUCAGAAAGCGUCAUUCGCUUCCUGAGGAAUUCCAAGAGAAGUGUUUACAAUUUCGGCAUUUCGUUAUUAGGCUCAGUUCUAAUCAGACCCCCGUAUAUUUCUACUUGCCAAGCAAUGCCACAGUUCACAAAAAGGGAGAAAAACAUGUGUGAAUAAUCACAGCUGCUAUGUGUGAUAGCAGGCGGCUGCAAACUGCCUCUGUACGUCGAUUUCUUAUAUGUUUAAAUGCAUCUUUUAUUUGAUUUUUUAUUUUUUCCUGGAGUUGAGGGUGGGAAAUUUGGGCUGCGUCUUAAAUUCAAGGGCGUCUUAAAUUCAAAGAAAUAUGGUACUUUGAAAUAGUAUAGCAUUUUGUUUAUUACAAACUGCACAUUAUUUGAUCCAUGUCAUAAAUAUUGAUCUUUUUAGAUUAUUUUUUAGCAGUCCCUGUAGUAAGUAUAGUAUCCAAGGGUCUAUGUUUGCUAGCUACUAGUCCAAUGGGUAAAGAAAUAAGAGCUUUUCAAAGCGGGUCUUGCUUUUAAACAAAACUCUUUUAUUCUUCAAAAUAGAAAAAAACAAAUAUAAUAUCAAUAUGUAACUGCCUUAAAAUAUCACUUUACACAUUUUUGUCCUCCACAGUCUUUACGGUAGGUUAAUGCACUAUGUUGCAGACUAUGUUGUGUCAACAGCCAAGCGUAUAUGUAUGAGUAUUGACUCUGUAAUGUUUAUUGGAGCUGUGAAUCUGUUCUGAUUUAGUAGCAGUAGUCACAUAGAGAAAGUGCUUUGGAAAUGUUGGAAUGUAAGAUGUAGCUGGAAGAAGGACAUUGAGAAAGUAAAUGUUUGCCUACUGAAAUAUUAUCAGGGUAAGUGACUUAAAGAAAUCUGCCGCAGUGCCUUUCAGAAAAGGCAGUUCUGUGCUUUUUAUUUUAUUUUUGUAAGCAGGGCAAAAUCAGAGACUGAAAUACUAUUUUAAAUUAGUUGACUCAGUAUGUAAGAGUAAAUGUUAACAAUUAAAUUUUGCUCACCAGACAGUUUAUGCCUAUUUCAUAAGAAUGUGAAGCACAAGAGUUAUGUCUUAGUUUUCAAUAAAUGUGUGUCAGGGCCAUAACUAGUGGGGGUGGGGGGGUGGAAGCUAAUAUUCUUGGAUGUGUCUCAUCCAGAUAGAUGUUGAACAUGUUUCUUUAGUUGAAUCAAAAUACCCUACACAAAUUUGGGCAGUGUGUUUUUACUUUGAAUUUUUUUCUGGCUGUUGUGUUGUGUGACAUCCCCAAAUUGAACCUAUAAUGUGUAUUGAUUUUGGUUCUGUGUUUUGUCGGAUGCUUGGAUUGUGAUGGGGAUCACGUUCUAAUGCCACCCUAGCUAUGGCCUGCACAUUUUCAAUGUUGAAUCUCACAAGAAUAAAAAGGACGUUCACACCUGUAUGUAUGAGCUUCUUCAACGCUUUCCUUCCUUUUUGUAUUUCACCUUGCAUUUUCUCAUUUGAUUUAAAACACCAGCAGGAUAAAGACAACAGUAUCACCUAAAACAGUGGCUGCUCUUAAAAAUAACCCAAAAAAAUGUAACAUUACUUUAACUGUUGUGAGAGAAGGCCAGUUUCAAUUUUGAGAAAACCUAAUGAAGAAUAAUACCACAUUGGUGAUACUGCUGCCUUUCUCCUCUUUAUUUUUUCUUUCACGUUUCUUUCCAUGGUUCACUUUCUGUAAGCUUCUUCACAGUACUAUUAAAGGACUCCUUUAUCCAUU